GCGGCGGGCGAAGGCUUGCAUUCUAGUCUCCCCUUUCGUCGUAGUUCGGUGACAACGGCAGCGAGCUUUUUCUCUGCAUAAAGCCAACGCGGAUGACGUACGUUAAUUGUGCGGAAGCGUCUCUUCCCGCGAAAAAACAACUUUUCACAAGCGCUUCUCGACCCGAUGCGCCGAGAGGAUGACAGUUCUUCGUCGAAAGAGGAAAAUUGUGCAUUUUGUGACGUGUCAUUGGUUGUGACUUGGACUUAUACCACGAAGGAAAACAAAUCAAACUGAGCGAUGAGGAAUAAAGUGGACUGUCGAUGGGAUGUGGCCGCGCUGACGUCUAUGGCCGGCUUCUUCGCCAUCGCCACAAACCGCAACAUGGGCUGGUUCUACGUCGUCUUCAUGGAAGAGUUCGGCAUUGACCGCCGUGGCGCCGCCUGGCCAGGCUCUGUCCUCGGUGUUACCUUACGCAGCUCCGGUCUCGUCGUUUCGGUGUUGCAGAAGCACGUUCCACUGUACUGGAUGGGUUUGGUGGGAAGCGUGCUACUGUGGAGCAGCCUUAUCGUGUGCGCGUUUGUACCGAACGUUGAAUGGAUGACGGUGAUGAUGGGAUUCGCUCAUGGUCUGGGCUCUGGAAUGCUACUGGUAGUGAACUUAGUACUCAUCAUGCAGUACUUCAACAAGUACCGCGGUAUCGCAGCCGGACUUCGCCUGUCUGCCAAUCCUGUCAGUGCGAUCGUGUUCCCGAUGCAUAAUUCUCAAGGAACCACCAUGGAUCCGCAGAAAGAGAUCGAAGAAGGAGACGUCAGCGAAGGAACUGUGCAGUGA
Rhipicephalus microplus (southern cattle tick) is the source of this 813-nucleotide messenger RNA. RefSeq lists its product as uncharacterized. Gene Ontology annotation, molecular function: monocarboxylic acid transmembrane transporter activity. The record is from RefSeq and is a predicted model, not a curated record. Gene Ontology annotation, biological process: transmembrane transport. Lineage: Eukaryota; Metazoa; Arthropoda; Arachnida; Ixodida; Ixodidae.